GAUUCUGCUACCCUGGAAUUUAACUCCCUCAGCAGAUUCUUCUAAUUUAAAAAAUUUACGGAAUCUUGAAUGUCAAUAACGAUCAUGACUAUCAGUGAAAAAACUUAUUGGAUUUUUCAUAAAAUGUGAUCAAUGUGAAGAGAAGUGUCUUACCACAUAAUGAUGAAGUUUAUAAGUUUAUUUGUUGUGCUAUUAUGCCCCGUAAUACUGAAUCUUUGAUUGUUUAAAAUUAAUUAAUAAACAAGAGAGCACACGAACUGGAAUUCUGCAUUUCUACAGCGUAGUUUUCAACACAAAGAAGGAGUUACAAAAGCAAGACGCCAGGGCAAGGCUCGCUGUCAAGGGCGCCAACUCGGUCUACCAUGCAUGCCUCUACAUCGUGUUCAUUCGCGAUAUUUCAGAUGGCGGAACUACGAGCAACGCGAUGACGGAAUUUCAACCGUCUUUAUCAGGAUAUCGCGGCCAGGAUGAGGCUUCGAUUCCUUCCAAUAGUGAUGAAAAUAUCUACAGAUACAGCGGAAGUGUUGGUUUCGGCAGUUUUACUCUUGUACAUGAUGGGGGGCGAGAUGCAGAAUCGCCGCCACCUACACCACCAGUUCGGGAUGCAUCAAGCCUCAAGAGUGUCUGCUAUGGCCCGGGUCAUGAGAAAUAUCCAUCCUGGCCGAGUAGCAGAGAGAGUGAAGAGAAAAAUGCCUCCUGCAAUCUAACACUAGGUUCACACAGAUCUAAAUCAUGGACUGAUCAUACCAAUUAUCCAAAAGAAAAACUAGUUCAAUACACAAGACCGUUGACAAAACGUCCGAUCCCAACAUUUACUCAUCAAUUAAAGACCGUGAUGGAGAAGUGUGAAAAAAUACCAGCAGAAUCUUUUGAAUCACGCAAAAGUUUUGCCAACAAUGAACAACAUCGAGCGCUGAGACUGUGGCCACGCGUUGAUCGAGAAGGAAAAUCAUAUGGCGAUUCUGAAUAUGUUGUACCCUCACCACCGGAGCGUGAACAACAUCAACCAUUACAAACACUCAAUCAUGCUGAUUUUGAGGCAUAUAUUCGGAAUUAUCCAGAAUCACAAAUUGAUUGUUAUAGCGGAACAACAUUGACCCAAGAGGGUCUGGAUGACUAUACGAGAGUUGAGCAUGCACAGCAAGCAAGCUACGCACAAUCUGAAGGAUACCACAGCUAUGUAUCAAGCCUUGAUUCAACAACCAAUACACCAUUCUUAGAUCGACUAAGGAGAGAUAGUGAAGCAGUCACACACAGGUCUAACUUAUCUAACUGGGAAGAUAUAUCCCAUGAAGGCAGAGAUAGUGUUGUGACAACAUCAAGUGGGGGCAGUGCAUCAAGUAGCGAAACAUUAAAGUGGCAUGGAUCAUUAUCCGAUGUUAGUAUAUCUUCGGGGCUUCAAGCACGUCGUUUAAAUUCUGAAAAUUGGAAGCAUACAUCAAUAUCUGAUGUGAGCAGUGUCGAUGUCGACGAGAGUAUUCAAAAAUUAACACGUGCCAAUGACUGCAAGUGUCAAUCGAGUAAAACUAAACUCAAUGGAAAAUCAACUAAAGUUAUUGGAAAUACAGAAUGCUUAUCAGGAGUAAUUAGUCAAUGUACUUUUGUCAAUAAUGGCACAUGUCAAAUGCCACUCAUAUCUAAAGAUGAUUAUACCGGAGAUGGAUAUUUCAAUAGAAGUGAGACAAAUUCUUUGCUACAUACAACAAGUGUAUCAAAAUCAAGUGCGAACGAACAUAAAGAAGAUUGGGAUAUAAAUGAGGAUGGUGUGCCUAACGGUGAUCAAAUAAACGUUACUGUAAAUGGCACUAGUAAACAGCUAAUUGCCCACAGUUCAAGAGUUCAAACGCCACAGAGACAUCACUCUGAGAGUAUUUUGUACUUGGACAAGAAACGCAAUCAACGAAAAUUCCAUCCCCUAUCAUCCCUAUCAUCCCCGUUGGCAGUUCAUAAUAAUCAAACAAUAAGAAUUUCUCCUUUAUCUUCUCAACAAACUCAUCUUUCGGUCUCCGAUCGAGUUGAUGAGUUGGAGAAGCAACAGCAACAGCAACAAAUAAGAUAUACUUACUUGGACCCAGAUAAACGCCAUCGAGUAUCAGAUCCAACUCUCAAAGCUAUUCAAAAGAAAGCGCUACUAUCUUUCUACGAAAGGCAUCAUCAAUCCUCUUGGAAAUCUGAGCCUCAACUGAUACCAGGUGGUCAUGUAUCUCAUAGUUCGCCACCUCAGCCAUUAUUUCAAUCAAAACUAAAUUCCCCUAGACGGGCUAGUUCAGCUUCUGACUAUGCUAAUAGUAAUUGGCGUAAUAAAAAUAGCAAUAAUAAUAAUAAUAAUAAUAAUCAGCAGCAGCAGCAUCAGACGAAUAAAAAAACCAUUUCAUCAGAUUCACUCGAUCCAAAACAUAAACAUACUAACAGCUGUGGAAGUCUUUCAAGUGCUUUGGUAGGACCCAUGAUCAUUGGAACAGCUAUUUCCAUUGAUGACUGGGUGCCAGAAAGACCGCCUAAAAAACCACAUUUAAGAUCACUUUAUACUGAUCGAAUACCGAGUCCAGAUCUACCCCCACCUUCUCCACCACCUGUUACUGAAAAUGAAGUAUUCAAUUGUGAUGAUCCCCUGCCUCCUCCACCUACGGAACUGCACGAUGGUAUUCCAGAAUUAUGCAAAACUAAUAUUCAAUGUACAGAUAAUACCCAUGUGGCUAUUAAUGGAAAUAAUAAUUCUAUACGACGAUUGAAAUAUGAGAAAAAAAUGACGAUAAAUACUAAUAACGAUGAGUUCACUCAGGUAUUGUUAAGGCAAUCCGACAAAGGACUUAUUCCAAAUAACCAUCCGACUCACCCAAUUGCAAGUGGAAGAUCAAGUUUCCGCUAUCCAUCAUCAAAAUGUAUGGGCGAAAUAAAUAAUGUCAAAUUAUCAUCAAAAAUUUCUGAUAUGUCCCAGGAGUAUGGUAUUGUAGGAAGAAACUACGAACGCGGUGGGCCUAAAGAAUCAACCAAAUCGUGGGGAUACACUGGGCGCAUUAAUCGUGACACGGCCAGUCUCACGUUGGGUCAAAAACCUCAGCCCCAAGUUUCUAGAAAUCACUCAGUAUCCAUCAGUGGGCAAACUCCAAAACUUAACUAUUCAACACAAUCAGAGUCGGCAAACAAUUAUCAAUAUUCCAAUCCAAAUUCUGUACACAAGUUGCUUGAGAAUAACUCAAAGUCCUCAGAAGAUAAAAUUCUAAAAAAGUACGACGAAUUAUCGCAAUAUUUUUCGUAUUAUCAACAGCCAACUAACUAUCCCUCACCAAUCGAAAGCACUGAUGCACAGAGAAAUUCACAAAUAUCACAUGCACAUUUGAAUUCAUUAUCACCUCCGCCAUUGGCUCCACGACAAAAUAUGCCUGGUGUAAAGUCACUGCCUCCACCGCCCCGUCCAGCACCACCCGUGCAAAUGUUUCACAGAAAACCCUCAAAGACUUCACAUGCAAUACAUAAACAUGAACGAGAUCCAACAGAUAACAAUAAACGUUAUAAAAGCAGUACAAUGGUACAAAAAUGGCCAAUAUACCAAAAACGUGAUAAUGCCUUCACACGCCAAAUUUCGUCACGUCAUCACAACAAUGAUAACUGUAACUCAUCAACAUUUUACCACAGCCAGACACUUGAUCGAACAAUUAAUGAAAAUAAAAGCAUUAAUCACAACGGGAUGAUUACUGAGAGGCUACUAAAUGGGUCAUGCGGAAUUUUUCCAAAAAGUGCAAAUGCGACAUCUGACAAUAAUAACAUUAAUAUGAUCAUGGCUAACCAUGAAUGCCAAAGUCAUUCAGAGCAUUCAUCCAAUGAGCAUGAAAGUACCCCAAAUAAUUAUAAAACUGAGAGAUUGGUAUUAAAUGGCGUUGAACCAUUCAAUGAUGGAAGUAGUCAUUUGGGAGAAGGCGGAAAUCAUUCAGUUGUAACUACAAUAGAAAUUACUGGAGAUCAUCAUCGUGGACAAAAGGUAACCAUUGAGAUGACACCGAAUAAUGCCCAAUGCGAGGAUUCUAAAAAUGCAUAUCUUAAUCACCGGCACUCGGCAGCAGGUUCUGUCAGUGAAAUUGAUGUUGAAAAUAUUAGUGAUGAAAAUAUGAAUACAGCAUCUUCUUCAUUGUUGCCCCAAUCACUUGAAUAUGCAGACUCACAUGAUAAUAAUGAAAAUAGGUCAAUGACAUCAACGAGCUUCUCUUGCCCCGGACCUAAAGAAACGAUUAAUUACAGUAAUCUCGAUUCCGACAAUAAUUUAAAAAAUUCAUCUCAAGUGAACGAUGAUGUUAUUGAAAGCAUACUGCAGCAUGAGAACCCACUCCGUGAUGGCUCUAGUCAAAAAAAAAAUUUAUGGACAAAGUCUGAUGUUUGUCAGGUCGAAAGUGUUUCUGCAAAUGCAUCAAGAAAAACCCCACCGGCUAAAUCUAGGUCUCCAUUAUUAUCAACUAAGUUGAAGAUGUCUGACCUUUCGUACUCACCAGUGUCAUCAUCGUCUUCUCCAAUUGAUAGUAGAUUCUCGCCAUGCGUAUCACCUCAACCUGGAAUUGAAGAAUUGAGGCUUCUUCAGAGGACCGAAGUAGUUCUCAGAAUUAAUGCCACACUUGAUGCUGCUUCACAAACUGAAGUCAUUAAUAUUCACCCAGUUGAACCAAUAGAUGUCAAUAGCGAAAGAAUUAUUCCAGAAAUGAGAAAAAAAUUACCCGAGGAAAUUGAGUGCGAUGAAUUGAGUAAAAAUCUUGCCAAUCAACUGGGACCUCAUGACAAGCUGGUUCCAAUUUUAGUACCAACACCAGACCACAAAAGAUCAUCAGAUUAUGUUUCCGACCUUUUUCGAAUACAAACCACCUUACAUCCUCGUUUCAAAUCAACACAAUCGCACUUGCCGGAAAUUGAUGCUGAAGUAGGAGAAGAACACCUGAAUGGAAGAGCUUCAAUAAAUAAGACAACCGUUCCACUAUCUUCAACAUCAGAAUAUUUCACCAUUUCGGAAUGUAAAGCUAGAUUUCUUGCUAGAUAUUCACACCAAAUUAUGGAUGAAGAACCUGCAAGAAUAGAUGAGCUAUCAAGCAGUUGUGGUAUCAAUAGUUUCGAUCUCAGGCAGAAAAAGGAGGAACUUGUACUCAGGUUAGAUCGCAAAGUCGUCGUAUUACGAGCUGAACAGGAAGCUGUGCGUGAAGAAGACGAGACGAAUGAAGCACUUGGAGCAAAAGUGGCAAUGAGAAUUUCUGCAGUAGCAAGGCCAACUGAAGUCUCUAAAUUCCGAUUACAUAUUGAAGAAGUUGGCAAGAUUACAAGUCUACUGCUGGGUUUGAGUGGCAGAUUAGCAAGGAUGGAAAAUGCAUUGCAUGGAAUGCCCCCUGAUCAUCCUGAAAAGAAAAUUUUGGAAAGUAAACGGGACAAAUUGCUUGAACAACUUGAAGAAGCCAAAACUCUAAAAAUUAAUAUUGACAAACGCAGUUCGAAUGUCUCUGCAAUUUUAGCAAAAUACUUGAAUGAUGAGGAGUUCGCUGAUUAUCAACAUUUCAUCAAUAUGAAGACAAAAUUGAUUAUGGAUAGUCGAGAACUUCAGGAUAAAGUUAAACUAGGUGAAGAACAACUGUCAGCGCUCAAAGAAGCAAUUGAAUAGUUUCAUCAGAUAUGCAAUGAGACAAAUAAAAUCGAACGAGUGCUGUGAUUAUAAUGGAAAACUUGUGAAAAAAUUUACAUUAUUCCUACAAUGAUAACUCAGUAUAAUGUAACCGGGAAAUUACGAGACUAUCAUAUAUUUUGCUAUUGAUUUUUAAAUUUUCAAUUUUAUUACUCAUUAACUGUGGAGUACCAGUGAAACUCCAUAAAACUCUGCAAAUUUUCAAGUUCCUAGUCCUUGUUAAGUGCCCCUUAUUUCAACAAUAAUCCUUACUCCUUCUUCAUCGUUCAUUAAACUAUUAUCAAUCAACUGCUUCCUAAGCUUCGUCUGUAUAAUGAACAUAAUUUUUAUUAAUAUGUUAAUUUAUUUCUAUAAUUGAUGGAUUAUCCAAAUUCUAAUUUAUUGAAUUGAAAGAAAUUUAUGACUUGUAGCUCGGUUGUUUGAAAAAAAUGGGAAUUUACCAUUAUUAUGACUCAAAAAAAAUUGUGCCUAGUGCAAUAUUGUGCAAUACCGUAAAAUUCUGACCGAGUAAUAAUGUAGUUGAAGAUUUGGUUAAUCAAAAAACCCUAUUCUUGGGAUUUUUAUGGAUUUAUAAUGAUACAGCAGAACGCUGUAAUUCCCCUAAGUGAUUGGAUUUAAAGUUUUAGUUUUCCUUUGUUCAUUGCUUUUGCAACUCUUCCUCGUGAUAUUUUCAACAACCAAUAUCUUUCCAUGUCAUAGAUGUGAAUUUAUUAGCCAAAAUUAAUUGUCAUCUAAUAUUCCAGUGAAAUUUCACUGAACGCUUGUGAUCAUAAUUAUUUUUAUUACUAUUAUUACUUUUAAAACAUGGUGAAUAAUUAUUAUAGUUACUUUUCAGUUAUUAUAUAAUAUAUAGUAUUUCAUGAUUUCACGACGAAAAAAUGCGAAAAAAAAUGAACGAAAUUAAAGACUCAAAGGCCUCGUAAUGGUAUUAGUUUUUAAAGUAUAAAAAAUUUCGUGAAAUAAUAGUUAUAUUUUUCUACGAGUUUUUGAUUAUUUUUCAUCAGUCGAAAAAAAAUGAAACAAGUGUGCAGAUUUUGAGAGUAUAAUAGUCAACGUUGCCUUUAUCACUUCUCCGUACUAAUAUUUAAAGUAAUAUCAAUUUAUGCAGCAUCUGUAGAGUAAUCAAUUUGUACAUAAAAAAAAAUCACCGAAAGUUAUAAUAAUAUAAUAUAAAUGAUUAGUUUGGUGCUAUAAAUUAAUGAUGAUUGUAGUAUCAUUUUGUACACCACCAGAAUCCAUGAAGUAGUGGAUCAUAAUGUAAAUAUAUAUAUUUUUGUUAUGAUAGGCA
Diachasma alloeum is the source of this 6938-nucleotide messenger RNA. RefSeq lists its product as uncharacterized. Gene Ontology annotation, cellular component: adherens junction; apical plasma membrane; cortical actin cytoskeleton. NCBI's taxonomy places the organism in Eukaryota, Metazoa, Arthropoda, Insecta, Hymenoptera, Braconidae. The transcript has 12 exons. Gene Ontology annotation, biological process: actin filament organization. Gene Ontology annotation, molecular function: actin filament binding. The coding region runs from base 425 to 5629 and encodes 1734 amino acids. The record is from RefSeq and is a predicted model, not a curated record.